UUUAUCAUCCAAUAACAAGUUAGAUACAUAUAAGAUCUAAAUCCUAAAAAUAUGUAUUGCUUGUAAAAAAAGUCAUUUAUUGUAACACAAAGAUGUUAGGUAAAAGAACAGAUAGAAAAUUUAUAAAUAUCACAGUUAUAUAUUUUUUCACAAUUUUUUAAUCAAACUUUCUUGGGGAAAAAAAAUAUUGUACACUUUGUGUAUAUAUGAUUCUUAUUUCUAGGGAGUAGUCUCAUUCCAUUCGUGGUAUAGUGCUUUUCACUGCAAUUUUCUUCUGUUCUUUAAACCUUUCCUUUCUUCUUCUUCUUCAGUAACUUUUCUUUUGUCACUAUCUAAAUUGUUUUUAUAUCUCUCAUUUAAUACUCUGUUUCCAGUGGUUUUUAGUUUUUACUUCUGAUUUUUGUCACACAACACAAAACUCUUUAAAAUACAUUAGGCGGGGGAUUUCAAGAUUUUUCACACAAAGCAGAGAGAAGACUCUUCGUCAAACACUCAUGACGUCGGCAACAACUUCGAAUCACAAACGUUCUCGAAGUGAUCCGGUCCCAAGAAAAGCUCUCAAAAACAAGAAAUCAAGUGAGGCCCUUUACAACAUCAACCAAUUUCACAUGGAUGAACUUUUGCAGAGAGAGAUAGAGCAGCUAAAAUCUCUUCUAAAGUCCAGAAAAUUACAUCCUAGUGCCAGGAGAGUCUCAAGUGAUGAGAUUGAUUUGUUGCUUCAAGAAGAUGAAGUAUUAGUACGGCGUGAAAUGGAGACAGUCCUUCGACGCAAACUGUUCUUAGAAUAUUCUAAAAAUGAAGAUUCCUCUAUCCCCAAGGAAGCAAAGAAACUGGUCAGGGAAAUCGCGGGGUUGGAGCAGCAAGUGAUGUACUUAGAAACAUAUCUUCUUUUGUUAUACCGGAGACUAUUCAACAACAAAAUUACAUCCAAGUUUGAAUCAGAAGAGAAGGAGGGAUCAGAGGAUGUUCUAGCGGCUUCUAAACACAUUCAUUCACCCAAAAACUCAGUUUCCAGCCCUCAGAAAGUUAUAGAUGACUCUGGAAUAUUCCGGAGCCACUCAUCGUUGUCUCAUUGUUCAGGCUAUUCCUUUAGAAUGUCUCCCCAAGCAAUGGACUCAUCAUAUCAUCGGUCUCUUCCUUUCUCAAUGCUUGAGCAAUCUGAUAUCAAUGCGUUGAUCGGGACAUAUGUUUCUGAAAACGUUCAUGAAUCACCGAAUAGUUUGUCUGAAGAGAUGGUCAAGUGCAUCUCGGAAGUAAUUCGUCAACUCACAGAUCCAAAAUCACUAGUAGUCGACGAUGAUCGAGAAUCAAGCAGCCCUUUCCGCGGGAAAGAGCCUCUGAAGAUCAUUAGCCGACCUUACGACAAAUUAUUAAUGGUGAAAUCGAUAUGUAGAGACACGGAGAAGUUAAAUGCAGUUGAACCUGCUUUGAAACAUUUCAGGUCACUUGUUAAUAAGUUAGAAGGAGUGAAUCCAAGGAGGUUAAAUCAUGAAGAAAAGCUAGCUUUCUGGAUUAACAUUCACAACUCUCUGGUUAUGCAUUCGUUACUUGUCUAUGGGAACCCUAAAAACAGCAUGAAAAGGGUAUCUGGGUUGCUGAAGGCAGCGUACAACGUUGGAGGUCGAAGCUUGAACUUAGAUACCAUUCAGACUUCAACCCUUGGUUGUCGUGUCUCUCGUCCAGGACAGGUAUUUAGGUUCUUGUUUGCUUCAAGAUCAAAGGGUAAAGCUGGAGAUUUGGGAAGAGAUUAUGCUAUAACUCACCCUGAGCCUCUUCUUCAUCUUGCUCUUUGCUCAGGGAACAUGUCAGAUCCAUCAGUUCGUAUAUAUACGCCCAAGAACGUGAUGAUGGAGCUAGAAUAUGGUAGAGAAGAGUAUGUAUUAUCAAACCUAGGAAUCUCCAAAGACAACAAGAUUCUUUUGCCGAAGCUCGUUGAAUUAUAUGCCAAGGAUACUGGACUUUGCAACGUCGGUGUUCUCGACAUGAUCGGUAAAUUUUUGCCUUGUGAAGCAAGAGAUAGAAUCCAGCAGUGUCGGAACAAGAAACACGGUAGAUUCUCCAUAGACUGGAUCGCACAUGAUUUCAGAUUCGGGUUACUUCUCUGAGAAGAAAAUGUGAGUCAUGAACAGAGGUUUUUGUUUUCCUUUUUUCAUCUGAUGUGAUGUAAUGUGAUGUGAGAGAUGAAUCGAAGAACUUCCUAUUGUGUCAAUUUAUCCAGUUAUCAGAUUUAAAUUAGGUUUAGAACUCAAACAA
Camelina sativa (false flax) is the source of this 2253-nucleotide messenger RNA. RefSeq lists its product as uncharacterized. The record is from RefSeq and is a predicted model, not a curated record. Lineage: Eukaryota; Viridiplantae; Streptophyta; Magnoliopsida; Brassicales; Brassicaceae.